Molecule: messenger RNA, 3541 nt
Organism: Alnus glutinosa
Lineage: Eukaryota; Viridiplantae; Streptophyta; Magnoliopsida; Fagales; Betulaceae
Product: putative pentatricopeptide repeat-containing protein At1g31840
Exons: 5
Coding region: 122-2644 (840 amino acids)
Molecular function (GO): protein binding
Source: RefSeq, a predicted model, not a curated record
UUUUCCCGCGGAAAUUUCUCAGGUUUUCGUUUUCCCUCAAAAUCUGAGAGAAACUCGUGGUUAAUUUACUAAAAGAUGCUCUCUGCUAAAGCGCCAAGUUCCGCCAUUGACACUGAAAAGCAUGUUCCUUUGUUCUUCAAUCUCUUCAAAGGUACUCAAACACUGCUCCUCUGUAUUUUCAUCAUCCUCUUAUUCUGUCAACAACUAUUACUUCUCAACGCUCUCUGCCUCUUGUGGAAAAAACCUAAUCCGCCACAUCUCCAAAGCGUUUCUCCAAGAGAACCUCCGACUCUUAGACCCUACCCUCGUCUCCAAAUUACAACCCAACCACGUAGAGCCCAUCCUCAUUGCCCUCCAAUCCAAGCCCAAUUCCGCUAUUCGGUUCUUCGAAUGGUCCAAGAACUCACUGGGCUCUCGCCACACCGUGCAAUCAUACUGUGGCCUUGUCCAUGUGCUGCUUUCUCACCGAAUUUUCGGUCACGCAAGACAGGUGUUUGAUGAAAUGCUCGAGCGUUUUGGCGACGAUUUGGGCAUUGUUGAUGCGUUUCAUGGUGGUUUUAGAUGCUAUGGUCCAAAUUUCAGUACCGUUUAUGGGUUUUUGGUUGAGAGUUAUUGUCGACAUGGGAUGUUUGAUCGGUCGGUCAAGACGCUUAAUUGUAUGUUGAAAAUGGGAAUUCCAGUGUCGCCUUCUGCGUUGUUUGGAAUAUUGAGUUGUUUGAUUGAUUUGAAUCGUAUUGAUUUGCUUAUUGAUAUCUAUGGAGAAAUGUGUAAGGCAUUGAGAGAACAAUGUUUUCGUGUGUAUGAGUUUGUUAUGGAUGGUUUUUUAAAGAAGGGUGACAUUGAAAAGGGUUUGAAUUUUCACCAGGUGGUCAUGGGGAGAGGCUUUGUGCAUGAUAUUAUUGCUUGUAACAAGAUUUUAAGGGGUCUUUGUAAUGAAAAGAAAGUAGGAGUUGCUUUCGAUUUCUUUGAUGUGAUACUAAUGGUUGGUCCGGAGCCAAAUGUGAUAACAUAUAGCACGUUGAUCAAUGCUUAUUGUAAGGAGGAAAGAUUGGAAGAGGCGUUUAGACUUUAUAAACUUAUGAUAGAGAGGGGUGUGAUUCCUGAUUUAGUUAUCUAUAGUAUUUUAAUUGAUGGUCUUUUGAGGGUGGGGAAAUUGAAGGAGGGAUGUUUGCUUCUCUCGGUGGCAUUAGAUAGAGGUAUUAAGUUGGAUGUGGUGGUUUUCAGCUCCAUUAUGGCUGCAUAUGUCAGAUUUGGAGAUUUGGGGAAGGUAAUUGAGGUCUAUAGAAGAAUGGUGAAGGAGGGGAUAUCACCAAACAUGGUUACUUACAGCAUUCUUAUUAAUGGGUUGUGUCAAAAUGGUAAGCUUGUGGAGGCUUCUGGGGUAUUCGGUCUGAUGGUGAAGUGUGGCUUUGAGCCAACUGUUUUGACUUUUGCUAGUUUGAUUGAUGGAUUAUGCAAAUCAGGAAAUUUGAGAGACGGGUUUUAUCUGUAUGAGAGUAUGAGAAAGAAUGGCUAUGAACCUGAUGCUAUUGUUUGUAGUGUGCUAAUUAAUGGUCUUUGCAAAAAAGGGCUGAUGGCUGAUGCUCUUAGGUUCUUCUUUCAGGCUGUGUACAGGGUGUUAAAACCUAAUGUCUUUAUUUUUAAUACGUUGAUUGAUGGCUGCUGUAGAUUAAAAAGACUAAAGGAUGGUGUGAAGGUGUACAUGCAAAUGGAGAUGUAUAAUAUAAAACCAGAUGUAGUUACUCAUACCGUGCUCAUUAGAGGGAUCUUUGAGCUAGGGAGAAUGAAUGAUGCAUUGUGUUUCUUCUUCCAAAUGUUAAAGAGGGGUUUCUUGCCAGAUGUUGUAACAUACUGCACCCUAAUUGAUGGUUUCUGCAGGCAGAAAAAUAUAUUUGCUGGAUUGCAGAUUUUUGAGAUGAUGCUGAGGAAUGGCAUAAUUCCUGAUAUUGCCAUAUAUAACGUCCUCAUUAAUAUGCUUUUCAAAGAAAGUCAUGCAGAAGCUGCAUUGGAACUCUUUGGUAAAAUUAACCAAAGGGGGCCAGAACCGGAUAUUGUAACAUACAACACAAUGAUCUGUGGAUUUUGCUCUUUGAAAAAGUUGGAUGAGGCAGUUCAACUUUUUGGAAAGCUGACAUGUGGAAAAAUUGGAAAAAUUGAACCUAAUGCCAUUACUUUUACUAUCCUAAUUGAUGCCUUCUGUAAAGAAGGUAGAAUGGCCGAUGCGAUGCAGAUGUUCGACAAAAUGUUGGAAAAGGGUCCAGAACCUAAUGUGGUCACGUACAGUUGCUUAAUAGAUGGCUACUUUAAAUCUCAAAACAUUGAAAGUGCCUUUGAGCUUCAUGAGGAGAUGCUUAGAAAUGCCUCUCCAAAUAUAGUUAGUUACAGCGUCCUCAUUGACGGUCUAUGCAAAAGGGGACUAGUGGAGGAAGCAUUGCGUGCAUUUUAUUGUGCUAUUAACAGGUGUUUGGUGCCUGAUAUUAUAGCAUAUGGAAUUUUAAUUCGUGGUUACUGCAAGGUUGGAAGAAUAGCUGAAGCCAUGAUGUUGUAUGACCGUAUGUUAAUAAACGGCAUCGAGCCAGACGAUUUCAUACGGAGAACAAUUGCAGAGAAUUUUCCGCAAAACAGGCAAUCAAAUUAUUUUUGAACUCAACCACUGGAUAUGCAGAUAAGAUCUUUUCUAUGAUAGUCUCCUGUUGGUGUCAGCAUGGUCACUAUUUGUUUAUCCAGUACCACCUACUAGGUUGGUUUCGUUAGUUCUGAAAGCUGUUGGAAUUCAGGCUGGAGCCAGACUGGAUUAAAGGUGGUAACAAGUUGGUGAGAACCGAGGCAGCAAGACAUAAUUCAAGAAGCUUUGAGGCCUAGUAAGAAAGAUGGAAAUUGAGAAUUGGCUGGCAUUGAUAAUUGUCAAUGAAAGUGACUGAUGGCGUGAUGUAAUCAAACUUAUGUAUAUCUUAGAGAAUUGAAUGGCCAUAUGCAAAGCAUAAAAGGAAGGACAGGUAAUAUAUAUGAGGUCACCCCUUGGGUGCAAACUGGGCCAGCCCGCCGGCAAAGGCCGGAGUAUUAUCCCAUCUGUGUGGAGGGGGCACUUUACACGGUCCGAGGUUUACACGACAGGGGUUGAAAGAGAAGAUGGUUCAGUGCGAUGCAUGAUUCGUCUGAUUUAAAAAUAUCAGGUAAUCCAAUUUUCUAUCAUUUAGCCAACAGGAGUGUUGGGGUUUCAUGUUAUCUGCAAUAUUCCAUUAAGUGCAUAGUGGGGGAGAGUUUUUCACUGUCCUUGCCACUAGUUCUUGGAUAAUUCAAGUAUCAUUUGCCUUCAGCAUUGAGAAUUUUGUAUGAGCUGUUAAAAGAUAUCUACUUACAGUGGGAAGGAUCCCCAUAUAUACCCCUUCCCUUUUAUUUGUAUUUGCUCAAAAGAAGAAGAAGAAGAAGAAGAAGAAGAAGAUAUCUACUUACAGAUUAUGAAGGUGCUUGUGCAUAGCCUGUAUUUGCAUUGGAAUCAAAGGUUUCGAUUGUUGGUUUAGAUAUAGGAUACAUAAAAGUU